CGGCAAAAGGAGGUUUUACGUCACUUGGGGAACGGCUUAGUCCGCUUUUCCUUCGCCCGUUGCCUUUCGGGGGUUUUGAGCUAUCAUGGCGGCGGAUAAAGCGAAGUCCGUUUUAUUCGUAUGUCUUGGAAAUAUUUGCCGAUCUCCCAUAGCUGAAGCUGUUUUUAGAAAACUUGUAACUGAAGAAAACCUUGAAAACAAGUGGAGGAUAGACAGUGCAGCAACUUCUACAUAUGAAAUAGGAAAUUCUCCAGAUUAUCGAGGCCAGAAUUGCAUGAGAAAACAUGGCAUAACUAUGAAUCAUAUUGCCAGGCAGAUUACAAAAGAUGAUUUCCUAACAUUUGAUUACAUUCUUUGCAUGGAUGAAAGCAACUUACGUGACUUGAGAAGAAAAUGCAAUCAAAUUAAAAAUUGCAAAGCUCAAAUUGAACUCCUUGGUAGUUAUGAUCCAGAGAAACAGCUUAUUAUUGAAGAUCCAUAUUAUGGAAAUGAUGAAGAUUUUGAAACUGUUUAUCAGCAAUGUCUCAGAUGCUGUAAAGAAUUUUUGGAAAAACCUCAUUGAUGUGGUUAUGUUCUGAAUGUGAAUAAUUCUAUGACAUUAGUGCAAAAUCUCAACAUUAAACUAUGAUAGUGUGCCUCUAAAA
Messenger RNA from Pseudonaja textilis, 644 nucleotides. It is a transcript of the gene ACP1, whose product is annotated as acid phosphatase 1. NCBI's taxonomy places the organism in Eukaryota, Metazoa, Chordata, Lepidosauria, Squamata, Elapidae. The record is from RefSeq and is a predicted model, not a curated record. Gene Ontology annotation, molecular function: non-membrane spanning protein tyrosine phosphatase activity; acid phosphatase activity. Gene Ontology annotation, cellular component: cytoplasm. Gene Ontology annotation, biological process: protein dephosphorylation.